Blepharisma stoltei is the source of this 790-nucleotide messenger RNA. The record is from the annotation of a GenBank genome assembly. Lineage: Eukaryota; Ciliophora; Heterotrichea; Heterotrichida; Blepharismidae.
AUGAUCAAAAAGAACUAUAAGUUCAUUAUCAAGACUAUGGCUAAAAGAAUCUGUGAUUGAGGAAUUAAAGUACCUACUAAAAGCGAAGAAACGCAAUUUGGAGGCACCACAGCUCCCUUAUGAAGAAAUCCUUCUCAAUGUAUUUUCCUCAUAAUAGGAAUUAUAAAUACCCUCAUUUUCUUCAUAGAGUUAAUGGUCGUUGGGAUAAGUCUUGGCUUCAACACGAGCUGCUCAUCAGGAUUAGAAUAUGUCAGGAAUCUAACAAUAUUUUUUUUCUUCCUAAAUGGCAUGUAUCAGCUCUGAAUCUCUGCUCAUAAAUGGACAUCUGAUACUCAAUGAUUUCGAUUCAUUGCAAUUUCUACAGUUUUAAAUGCCUUUCUGCUAUUUUUGGUUUUUAUGAUGAUAUCAGAACUUUCAGCAAACAAGGAUUGCAGAAGCAAAGAUGUAAGCACUUAUAAUUCUUCAGUCUCUAUAAUUGUGCUAGGAGCUAUUACAGGGAUAUUUUAUGUCUUCUUUACUGCUUACUUAAUAAUGAAAUUAUACUUACUCACUCGCUCAUAAGUUCGCAAAGCUUUGACGAAUUAACUUUUUCAAAAUUUAUACUAAAUUUUUUUGUGUGUAAAAUUAAAAUCCAAGUUGUUUAAAAGUGAAAAGAAUUAGCUGGAGAUUUUAUAUAAUAAUCAUUACUUAUAUAUAAUUUUUUUCUCAAUAGUUUUGCUUGUUAACGAAGGGGAAGUUAGGAAGACAGCUAUUGGUUUAUAAUGAAGGUGGACUCAACAUUGACUAUUAA